CAACCGGGAAGGAGCGCCACCGCGACAAAUUAGGAAGGAUGCACCCGAAUCCUGGCUGUAAGUAAACUUGUGUCGCUGUAAACUUCAACCUCAGUUCCGCCUGACUUCACGAUAGCACUUCAAUGCCGAAACCAUAGUGGCCAUAUCAAGUCUAUUCCUUCCCCAUCAAAUGUAGCCGUGGCCUUCGGAACAAGGCGGCGGAAAUGAGCCCUCGUUCAACGCUUGCGACACCCCGAGUCCGCUCUGAGGCCAAUCACGCCACGAGUUCAGUGGUCACCCUCGCUUCGCCGGCCCGUUUGGAAUCGUCCAACGUGCCGCAGCGUCGACUGCUGUGGAAGAGCGCGCAUCUCCGUUGAUACUGAUGCCUCCCCUAGGCAUGAACGACCUUGGAAAAUGGUGUCGUUUCAGUGCCCAGGCACUACGCAUGGAGCCGGCCCAGACCACCCAGGCAUGGCUCGAGGAUCCGAGUCGGUCCCGGCUGCCGAGCACUUCUGCGUUCUCGGCACCUAUAAAAUGGUUGACAGAACUAUCCAAGGGACACAGAGAGCCUUCCAGUGGUUAAUGCUACCUCAUCUCCGCGAGACUUGAAAAACGCUACUCUAUGAGCGGCAGACACACAGUACUCAAAUGGCACAUCUCUGUUGCCCUGGUUCUUACCUUCCGUCGCGCGAGGUAUGGUUGAAAGGACAAAGACAGCCUUUCCAAACUUACCAUGCAGUUGCUGUCAAGCUGUUCAUGAUAAUGCUUACAAACGGCUCAAGCACGGUCCGGUCAGCUACUGAAGCGUGAACGGCCUUGCAAAGGAAACAGUCGCCGAGAGCUGGUCACAUCGCGGAAAGCCACGAAGCGUUCCAGCAAUCAGACUGAACAUCCGGAUACCGACGCUCGUUCAGCCCUUGAUCCGUAGUCUGCUCUUAUUCACAGCCCCAACCUCGAAGUGACCCAAGCAGAAGAGGCGGAUCACGAGCCACUGUCGGCUGAAGGGGAGGGCGACACAGCCAGUCGUACGCACAUUUGUAUAAAGCUUUGAGAGCGGCUCUGAGCACGGCACUCGACCGCCAUGCCUGAGCGCAGGCUGUUCAGAGGAUACGGGGUUGUACAGUGAACAGCGCUUCACCCUAGCUGCUGCCAUGGAGUAGUCGACAAUUUAUAAUUAGUCCCCAACGGCUUCUCACCUGUGCCAUCAGUUGCUACUAAGCAUGCACUCUGUCGCUCACUAUUAUCCAUCUUGGCCACAAAGUCGCGAACAAACACUUUCGUUGCCUGCACAUGAACACAACUGAGCAGAAAACAUGGGGACCUGGCGAGCACAAUGGCGGAAAACAAAACGCUUUCUCGCUGCACUCUUUUUGCUCGUCGUCAUUUACUUGACCAGCCAGCUCGUUGUCUGGGGCUUCAGUCGUCUUUUGGCACCGGUUGAUCUCGAAUUCUUCGCAUCGGUACUAGCGAUGGUCUUUGUCUUUAUCACCAUGACAGUGGCUAGCUACAUGUUUCCGGAUAUCGACACUGUCUACCAGCAACAUUUCAAGGCCAAGAUGAACUUUAUCAACGCCAAUCUUGGUAUCGGCUUUUCAAUACCCAUAAGUCUGAUGAAGCAAUCUGACAUCUUGAGUGGGCACGACAUUGUUCGUGUAUUCGGAACGUUUAUCACAACGAAUGUCACGUCUUGGAUUGGUAUUCUCUUGAUAACAGCCCUCAUUGUACGGGUUGUAAAAACUGUCGAAGAAUUCUUCGCCUCCGUCUUUGGCUGUAGACGAGCCCCCAGGGGAACAGCACCUAGACCCGGCCCUCCAAUGUACUUGCCAGAGCCUGAUCCUGGGAUCUGGAUGCGAACAUAUAUGUCACCGCCGUCCCCCGGAGAAUGGCUACGAAGUCCACUAUAUGCCCCGGCGUCGCCAGAAAGUCCGCCCGCGCCUCCGAUUUUGUCAACUAAUGCCCCUCAGCGGCCUAUGAAGGAUGUUUUCAGCAAGAACCCUGCCAUCAUCCUAGCAUUCGUUGGUAUCCUGUUAGUAGGUGCCCCUAUCGCAGCCGCCACAGAAGAUGAGCGGUGCCUGGAUGCCUUCGUCAUCUUGUUUCUGUGGAUAUCUUCAGUGCGUUUUCAGUUGUUUUUAAAGAAGCCUUCGGUUUUCAAAUCGAAUCUCAAGGUAAAGAACGUGCUGGUAACGCUGAUGAAUCCAGUUCUGGGAACUACUCUACUUUUGAUUGCUUACACGAGAGCAAAGGCAGCUUCGAAAGAUGUCAAGGUCACCGAAGUUCUCGCUACUUUAAGCAGCGACACUCCAUUAUAUGCCUUGUGGACUUCCCAGGUCACGCAUCAACGCUUGCCGCGGAAUCCCGAGGGCUGGUUCGGCGCCGGCGAUCUCGCUCUAUCUUUCCUGGAGUGCGGCCUCUUCGCCUGGGGCUUCAAGCUCUACGAAUGCCGUCGUCAGGUAUUCAGCACCAUGGGAAUGACUGUCAGCAUGGUGUGCAUCGGCGCGGCCGCGGCAAAUGUGUUCCUGUCGGUAGGGAUUGCCCGCUCCCUCGACCUCGAUGUACCCGAAGCCCUCUCUUUUGCGACGAGGAGCACGACCUUGGCUCUUUCUAAACCUGCAAUCACAGCUGUGGGUGGAAACGUGGCCAUCAACGCCAUGAUCGUCGUUAGCAACGGUAUACUCGGACAGCUGAUGUUCCCCUUUGUCGUUGACAGGCUAGGGGUUCAGCGCCCCCCUACGGACUUGAGCGCACGCGAAGCGGGCAUCGAAUUGCAAGACGUGCCUCAGUGGUCUCGGCAUAGGGGGGAGCAUGAGCUGUUGGACGCGGCCACCCAAGACAGCGCCAUGACCAUCGCCGCAGGGGUUACCGCGGGUGUCAACAGCGCGGCCAUGGGUGUGUCGUACAUGUACGGGAUCCGCAGUCGGGCUGCACCGUACACGGCGCUGUCAAUGGUUGUCUUCGGCAUUAUGACGGUGGUGCUUACGACGAUUGAACCUUUCAAGGGAAUGGUCAUCCACAUGGCGAUGGCCUGAGCCCGUCUUGAUUUGGAAGAAUCCGGAGUUGUGGCGCAACGGGAGCAUGUUACGGCGAUGAGUGAGUGUUCACAGGAGUCUAUUAUUUGGGAAGACAUGCGGCCAUGUCGACUGCGAUUUGUCUGCUUGGCGUAGAUGGGUCGAUACCACAGGGUGCGCAACACGAGGGCGUUCAUAGUAAAGCGAUGGAGGGGGCGGCUGUCUUGCGUGUGUGGCAUUAACUAGGCAUUGGUACGAGACCAUAGAUCCACACAAGAUUGAUUCACCA
Molecule: messenger RNA, 3273 nt
Organism: Purpureocillium takamizusanense
Lineage: Eukaryota; Fungi; Ascomycota; Sordariomycetes; Hypocreales; Ophiocordycipitaceae
Exons: 3
Coding region: 1293-3005 (570 amino acids)
Source: RefSeq, a predicted model, not a curated record